GAUAUUUGAUACUUUAUUUGUACUCUACUUUACCAGUAGUUCACUUAAAUACAAUCUUACGUAAACGGGCUCACGUCUCACUUACAAGCAUCAUUCCAAGUAUUCAUAAACGAUGUUUUUUUUAUGUUUUAUGAAUUGUGAAUCAAAUGAAUUUGUCAUUAGAGUUGUUGACGCAUGCUGUAGUUCCGCACGCGUCCAGCAGGGGGCGGAACAGAGCCGCCGUGUUUCCACCGGAAGCGUAACUGCACAAAGCGGAAGUGGAGGGAAAGACGACCUCGCCAAUUUUCCGAGCUGUGCAGAGGCACUUUUAGGGAAUCUGUUGGCAUUAAAGUCACUCGUCGUCGUCGCCACACGGAGGCCGAAACAUGGACAGAUAGUGUUUCUUUCAUCGGAUUUACAGAGGUGGUCCCUGCAGGCGAUAAUCUGUCACAUCUGUGCCCAUCUUGGACGGUCACUCUCCGUUUAGAUCACACCAGAAAGCCUUUCCCCCCCCCCCCCACCACCUUUCUUGUGGCCACCAGCAUGGCGAACAGCAUCCCAGCAGCAGUAAAGGUUAUUGGGACCCCUGGCCCUGCUGGUCGAAGUAGUCCGGAGGGGUCUCAGGUGCUCAGUAAGAAGAAGCUGCAGGACCUGGUGAGGGAGAUCGAUCCGAAUGAACAGCUGGACGAGGAUGUCGAGGAGAUGCUGCUGCAAAUCGCAGAUGACUUCAUAGAAAGUGUGGUGACAGCGGCGUGUCAGCUGGCUCGCCAUCGCAAGUCCAACACCUUGGAGGUGAAGGAUGUUCAAUUACAUCUCGAGCGCCAGUGGAACAUGUGGAUCCCCGGCUACGGCUCAGAUGAGAUCCGGCCGUUCAAGAAGGCCUGCACCACAGAGGCCCACAAACAGAGAAUGGCGCUGAUCCGCAAGACAACCAAAAAGUAGCGAGACUACCACGUCGUACCCGCCGUGUGCGUCGCCUUUCCUUUGGUGUGGAUUCAUUCUUUUUGGACUAACGCGUAGGGGAGGAACGCUUCUGUUGUUCAUUAGUCUAAUUGUCACAACAAUGUAAUUCUCGUCUGAUUGUCUUUCGUUGCCAUCGAGUUUAAGCCUCGCAGAACUCAACCUUUUUGUCAAACAUUUACUGGAAUUCUGUUUGGACGCUGACCACUGCUCGGUCUCGCUGGCUACUUUUAGAGCAUUUCCAAGUAAAUGCUGAGAAAUGUGUUUAUCUACAACGACGGAUCAUUAUAACUAAGCUCCCUUGUUCAUUUACUCCAAUCAUACAUUUAUUAUUAAACCAAACGGUGGCUACAAACAGGAAAUUUGGUUAUUAAUCAUGUUUAUGGUUUUGUGUGUUGCUACAGAAUGUGGAAGGGUUUAUUUCAUCAACAUUUAUUUGAACUAUCCGUGUAAAUUGUAUUUUUACUUUGGUCUGUUUCAUCGAGACGAUGGAAGAAAUGGUGCUGAGAUGUUGACUUUCACAAUGUCGCAUAAAAAAAAUAAACGACUGCUCUAUCAAA
Messenger RNA from Gasterosteus aculeatus aculeatus (three-spined stickleback), 1499 nucleotides. It is a transcript of the gene taf12, whose product is annotated as TAF12 RNA polymerase II, TATA box binding protein (TBP)-associated factor. The record is from RefSeq and is a predicted model, not a curated record. Gene Ontology annotation, molecular function: TBP-class protein binding; DNA binding; protein heterodimerization activity. Lineage: Eukaryota; Metazoa; Chordata; Actinopteri; Perciformes; Gasterosteidae. Gene Ontology annotation, biological process: DNA-templated transcription initiation; RNA polymerase II preinitiation complex assembly. Gene Ontology annotation, cellular component: transcription factor TFIID complex; SAGA complex.